CACAUUUGAUACUUGAUGGUUGUACUUUGCAGUUACAUCACGUCCGACUUCAGAGCUAAUACCUUGAAAACUACGGAGAGAAAAAACUUAUCUAUCCCUUCUGCUCGAUCAUCUUCCUAGAAGAUUCACUAAAACAAGGAAAAGGGGUACUGGGUCUUGAUUACUUGUUCAGUCUGAGCAAGAAAUUUCAAGAUUUGGUGAAGAAAAGGUAGAGACCAUGGCAGUGCCAUGGGGGAUGACCCUUUGGAUGGCAAGGAUGGUGUGGUUGGCCCUGAGUGGUUGGAUCACAUCAUGCUUGACUGUUGCUGAUGAGAUCGCUGGAUCUCUUCGAACUGGUGAUAUGGGUCCUUCUCAUAUUGGGUGAUUCAAGAAUUGUACAGUGAAAUUAAGCCAAUUCUCUGGUUUGUCCUUGUGAAUUUGCUGGUUAGUGUUUGAUCUUUUUUUUUUCCCCCCUUUAAUGUAUUUAUCUCAUCUAAAUAGUUGUGUGCUUAAUGAUUUGAAUUUCAAUUAUCCGGAUGAAUAUUGGCGAUAUGCUGAGUGUUGAUGCAUAAAUGAUUCCUUCUGUUGACUUGAGGAUU
Molecule: messenger RNA, 578 nt
Organism: Camellia sinensis
Lineage: Eukaryota; Viridiplantae; Streptophyta; Magnoliopsida; Ericales; Theaceae
Source: RefSeq, a predicted model, not a curated record